AUUAUUUACCAACUCCUAUCGAAUAUAAAUAGACCAACCUUGGUUGCUCCCUCUCUUAAUCUUUACUUCCUUUAUCUACACAUCAGAAAUGAACACCAAAAUCUUUAUCGCUUUCCUUGCCGCCCUUUGUUUGUUUGCCCUCGUCAGUGCACAGAGCUCUUCUGAUGAUGUUCAGGUACAGGCUGCUGAUGCCAGCGGUUUCUCAGGAACUCCUACAAGCGCCGUUGCCCAGUCUACCGGUGCUGUCGAUGCCAUCUUAAGCUCUCUCCAAGACAAGGCCUCCGCUCUUGCCGGUAGUGCUUCUGCCGCGGUUUCCAGUGCACCUUCCUCCGCAUCUUCUGCCGCUAGUGCUCAAACCUCGCCUGCUGCCAGCUCCGGAAGUUCUCUGGUUUCCGAUUUAUUCAAUGGUUCUAUUUUCCAGAGCGCCACCUUUGCCACAUUGUUUGUCGCUAGUUUCAUGCUGGUGCUUGCCUAAAAACUGUACAUUUCUUCUUGUUUAUUUUCUUUUAUAUACCACAAUUUUUACUUGUCUUUCCUGACGUGUAUAGCUUAAUAAAGCCAUAAUGUUAAUAUCAAAACACCAAAAAAAUUGUUUGCGAGAAAUCC
Molecule: messenger RNA, 606 nt
Organism: Phycomyces blakesleeanus NRRL 1555(-)
Lineage: Eukaryota; Fungi; Mucoromycota; Mucoromycetes; Mucorales; Phycomycetaceae
Exons: 1
Coding region: 89-475 (128 amino acids)
Source: RefSeq, a predicted model, not a curated record